Gaeumannomyces tritici R3-111a-1 is the source of this 708-nucleotide messenger RNA. RefSeq lists its product as hypothetical. Lineage: Eukaryota; Fungi; Ascomycota; Sordariomycetes; Magnaporthales; Magnaporthaceae. The transcript has 3 exons. The coding region runs from base 1 to 708 and encodes 235 amino acids. The record is from RefSeq and is a predicted model, not a curated record.
AUGGCGCGCCUCGCCGGCCACCGACGCGCCCAAUGCAUAAAGAGGACGGGCCCUUCACGCGCAAUCAAGCCCAAGCCCAAGCCCUUGACGACAAGCCCGAUAAAAGCCUCUAGCCUCGUGACCCCUAGCUACGCGACCACCACGUCCGCCGCCGCCGCCAUAGCCGCGAAUGCCACCAAGCCCAAGCCCAGCGCCGCCGUCGUCUCCAAGCCAGCCGCGUCGGCCAAGACCAGACCCGCCGUUGUAGCCAGCAAAACCAGCACCACCACCACCGCCACCACCACCGCCAAAGCUACCCCCAGCGGCACCCCCGAACCCGCCGCUAGCCCCAGCGGCUCCCCCGAGCCCGCCGCCCGGCCCGCCGAGACCAGGGCGCCCAAGCAUGACGAAGCGGCCGCCGGCCAGGUCGAUGCGUCCCCGGCGACACCAAGCAGCAGUGGAAGUGAUGAUCAGGGCCCGGCACCUGGUCAUGGCCACGGCGGCAACGGCGACGGUAACGGCGACGAUGCUCCCCAAACCAGCUGCACGGGCAGCGAGGGCGGCGACCUGGUGGAUCUUUCCCAAGCUCCCGGGCGCCAAGACGAAGACGACGGCGGAAACGACGCAGCGCAGCCGGUUGCAGCCAAGAACAGCCACAAUCGCAAAAUGCCAGACGGCCCAGCCGACGCAACGCCAGCCCCGCUCCGACCCUUCAGUCGACAAGCUUAA